Molecule: messenger RNA, 3252 nt
Organism: Brenthis ino (lesser marbled fritillary)
Lineage: Eukaryota; Metazoa; Arthropoda; Insecta; Lepidoptera; Nymphalidae
Source: the annotation of a GenBank genome assembly
AUGCCUACAGGGAGAAAAAUGGCUUUUCCAGAUAUAAUGAUCCGCCAAGGGAGUAUUGAUGAUAUAAAUGCUCAACAGUUUCUAAAGAUCUCUAACUAUGAAGACACAGUGAGACAACUGGAUAUUUAUUAUGCAAUAGUUAAAAGACAGUUAUUAAGAUUUCAAAGUCCUGUUACUGGAUUGUUUCCGGUCUUGUCAUCUGAUUUGCAUAUUGGUAGUGUAAGAGAUAGCAUAUAUUGUGCUUCUGCUGUAUGGGGUUUAUAUCAAGCAUAUAGGAGAAUUGAUGAUGACAGAGGAAAGUCACAUGAACUGGGACAAAGUACCGUGAAAUGCAUGCGAGGAAUUCUUGAAUGUUGGAUUAAGCAAUCGGCCAGAGUAGAAGCUUUUAAGACACGUCAAAGUGCUGCUCAUGCUCUUCAUGUAAAGUUUCAUUUAACUACUGGAGAACCUGUACUUAGUGAUGACCAGUACCAUCAUUUGCAAAUAGAUGUUAUAUCAUUGUAUCUGCUAUUUCUUGUUCAAAUGAUUACAUCUGGACUUCAAAUUAUAUAUACACAGGAUGAAGUAGCAUUUGUCCAAAAUUUAGUAUACUAUGUGGAGCGUGCCUAUCGAACUCCUGAUUAUGGCAUGUGGGAGAGAGGCACCAAAUAUAAUGAUGGCAAACCAGAGAUCCAUGCUUCAUCUAUAGGUAUGGCCAAAGCCGCGUUAGAAGCCAUCAAUGGGUGCAAUCUGUUCGGCGACAAGGGCGCGUCGUGGAGCGUUGUGUACGUGGACAUCGACGCGCACAACCGCAAUCGAAGCAUCUUCGAGACCAUGCUGCCGAGGGAAUCUAGUUCAAAAGGUGUCGAUGCAGCUCUUCUCCCUACAAUAUCCUUCCCAGCAUUCGCCACUCACGAAGAAUUGCUACUUCAAUUAACUAAAAAUAAUAUUUUGAAUCGCUUACAAGGCAAAUAUGGAUUUAAAAGAUUCAGUCGAGAUGGAUACAAAUGUGUCCUCGAAGAUCCAAAUAGAAGGUAUUAUAAUGAAGGAGAACUUAAGGAGUAUGAAGGAGUAGAGUCGGAGUGGCCUCUCUUUUAUGUGAUGAUGAUAAUAGACGGUGUGUUCCGCACAUUGCCAGACCAAGUAGAAGAGUAUCAGAAACUACUCAAAUCGCGGAUAUACAUGGACGAAUAUGGAGAUCCGGUAAUUCCUUGGUACUACUAUGUCCCCCGUGAAGGCAUUGAGAAUGAACGCAGCGAGCCGUAUUCAGUACGCAGAAUUCCAGCAAACCAGCCAGGUGAUGAAGAAAGCAAAGACACAGGUGGUCUCUUCUUAUGGGCGCAGUCGAUGUUCGUGCUCGCGCAACUGCUGACCGGCGGCUUGUUGCACGUGAACGAGCUCGAUCCGAUCAGAAGAUACCUCCCGUCGUACAACCGGCCGCGGCGCGCCGGAAGGUACUCCGCUUUUCAGGGUAUAGCUACAGAUUUAGUAGUCCAAGUUGUUUUGAUCGCUGAAUCGAUGCGACUCCAAGCUAUGAUGGGCACAUAUGGUAUCCAAACACAAACUCCACACGAAGUGGAGCCUGUUCAAAUAUGCAGCUCCACGCAGUUAGUUCAUGUGUAUAGGGAAUUGGGGGUUUGUGAGAAGUUGAAGUUGACUGGAAGACCUAUUAGACCAGUGGGCUCUCUAGGAACUAGUAAGAUUUACAGAGUGUGCGGUAUGACGGUGCUCUGUUACCCGCUUAUAUUCGAAGUAUCCGAGUUCUAUCUGUACAGAGAUAUGGCUUUACUUAUCGACGAUAUAAAAACUGAGCUACAAUUUGUUGGAAAGUACUGGCGUCUAUCAGGGCGGCCGACGGUGUGCCUGCUGGUGCGAGAGGAGCACAUGAGGGACCCGCACUUCAAGCAGAUGCUAGAUUUAUUCGCGAUGCUUAAAAAAGGUCACUGCGAUGGAGUCAAAGUGCGCUUGGGAAGAUUACAAAAUCUUAUAUCAAGCUCUUGUAUCGAACACUUGGACUUCAUGAGCCAGGGCGAGUUCCCGUCGGAGAUGUUCACGCAGUUCAAGCAGCUGCAGCACGACUACAUCGGGUACCAGUCGCUGACGGACGUGCCGCGCACGCUCACGUACCGCGAGCCCGCGCCCGACGUCCGCGCGCUGCGCCACCGCGCCACCGCCGACGUGGUGGCCGCGCUGCGUGACACCGACAACGUGUACGCGCAGUGCCAGCUCUGGGGCAUACUGCUGGAGCGCGAGGGCCCCAUGUACGAGGUAAACGGCACGAGUGCACUAGAAGCCCUGAAGGGCCUGUACGGCAGCGCGGGCGUGCUGCGGCACUGGCGCGCCGUGCGCUACUGCUCCUCGCUGCUCAACCACACCGUGGACUCCAUCAGCCCCUUCAUCACCACCGUGCUCGUCAGCGGGAAGCAGUUGACAGUGGGCGUGAUCGGCCGCAAAGAGACCGUGUUCGACAAGCCCAUGACGCCGGGCGAGAUCCAGUCCGUCAUGUACUCUACCAUACAGCCGUACGACAUCAUCGGCGCCGUGCUGCAACAGGAGAUAGUCCUGUACUGCGGGCGUCUGAUUGGCACCAACCCGGACAUGUUCCGGGGCAUCCUCAAGAUCCGCGUGGGCUGGGUGCUGGAGGCCAUCCGCAUCUACCUGGAACUCUUCCCUGAAGAGAAGAAGGCGGAUGCCACUAUAGAGAGCCUCUCGCCCUACAAGCUGAGGACUUUGUUGCAGAAGGUGCUCACUGUGUCGGAUUGGGCGGAUGAGAAGGGAUUAACGCCACUACAACGGCGACGGUUAGAAGGUUGUCUGUGUCGAGUCCCUAAACAUUUCUACGUACAAGUUUGGGAUAUUUUAUUACGAACUCCUGAAGGACUAAUCAUAGAGGGUCAGGCGAUCCCCGCGCAGCCCACGCUGGUGAACAUGUCGCGGUCGGAGCUGUCGUUCGCGCUGCUGGUGGAGGCGGCGCUGGUGCGCGUGCCGUCGCCCGAGCGCCGCCAGCUCAGCGUGGAGCUGCUGUGCGUGCUGGCCACCAUCCUGCGCCGCAACCCCGAGCUCUACCUGCGCCACGCGCUGCGCCUCGACCGCCUGCUCGACGACGCGGAGAUCACCUACGCCGAGGACAGCGGGUCGGCGCCGGGGUCGCUGAGCGCGGCGGCGCCGGGCGUGUCGCUGGGCUACCUGGCGCGCGCCGUCGUCAACUCCGUGCUGCAGGCCGCGCACGCGCCCGCCGACGCCGCGCGCGCGCACGACUCCUGCCUCGUCGCG